UUGUACACGCUCUAUGCUCUUUCUCUCGCAGCGGAAGUAAUUCAAAUGACGUUCCCCAUUUCCCCCUCAUCCUGAACCCUAUAAAACAGCUGGACGUCUGUGUCUCAUUCUGUAUUUCCUCAUUUGUGACGACAGAACGACUUCUAAAUUAGGUAUUAUUUGUACCCGGAUAUUAGUCCUAAGCCGACAGGAAACUUUAUACUUGUCGUUUGUAGUCACUGCGAUACUUGGAUUGACUCGUCUGUGUGAAUAUAUACAAUGGCUUCCGGAGUGGCACUUUCAGACGAAUGUCUUGAGACUUACCAAGAUCUUCAGGGAUCGAAGAAGAAAUACCGGUACAUUAUCUACAAACUGAACAAAGAUUUCAGUGAAAUCGUGGUGGACAGUACCAAACCAAGAGAUGAAGCUAGCGCGGAAGAGGCGUAUGACGAAUUUUGUGGUAAACUCAUUCAAGCUGCCGCUAACGGUGAAGGUCGGUAUGGCGUGUUCGAUGUUCACUACAAUGUUGACACCCGCGAGUUGGACAAAGUAGUUUUCUUCACAUGGGUAUCUGAUACUCUUCCCAUUAAACAGAAGAUGCUGUAUGCCAGCAGUGCCAAGGCGCUUAGAGGAAAGAUGACUGGUGUCCACACAGAAAUCCAGUGUAAUGACGAGUCCGACCUGAAAUUAGAAGGCGUCAUCGCCAAAUGUCGUCAGAAGAGUUACGAAUGAUCAAUAGAGAACAGUAGUGACCUAUUAAUUAAACACAGUUUAUUAAAAAAAAAUAUUAUUUGCUACUGAAAUAAAACUUUAUUGCAAAUGCAUACAUACAUAUAUUUCUUUGUUAAAAUAUAACAAAAAUGUUGGGAACAAAGUCGUUUUUCAGUCUUGACCCAAAUGUCUUUGUUCAAGAUGCGUGUAUAUUCACCAAUUGAUGCAAUAAAGUUUGAACGAAUCGACUUUCAGUGAAAAUGAA
Molecule: messenger RNA, 955 nt
Organism: Saccostrea cuccullata (small rock oyster)
Lineage: Eukaryota; Metazoa; Mollusca; Bivalvia; Ostreida; Ostreidae
Exons: 4
Coding region: 259-711 (150 amino acids)
Biological process (GO): actin filament severing; actin filament depolymerization
Cellular component (GO): cytoplasm; actin cortical patch; actin cytoskeleton
Molecular function (GO): actin filament binding
Source: RefSeq, a predicted model, not a curated record